AUGGAAAACUGUUGCAAUAGAUUCGCGGAUUUGGCUCUGGAUUACAAUACACCUAAAAUUAUUCAUAUUAAAAGCAAAGUUGUUGGAUUUAUAAACAGAUUCAUUCAACUUGCUAUUGUUGGUUAUAUCAUCGGAUAUGUUCUAGUUUAUAAGAAAGGUUAUCAAGAAUUUGAUACUGCUCAAAAUUCUGUAACAUCUAAAGUUAAAGGUGUAGCUUUUGUAAACUAUACUAAAGAUCCCAACAUUGGAACAAGGGUAUGGGAUCCAGCCGACUAUAUAAUUCCUCCUGAGGAAAAUGGGGCCUUUUUCGUCAUGACCAACAUGAUUAUUACUAAGAAUCAAACAAAUACAGUAUGUCCCGAGGAUAUGUCCAUUCGCGGAGCAAACUGUACUGAUUCUACUGACUGCAUACCUGGUAAACAUUUAUACCUAGGACAUGGCGUUAACACAGGGGAGUGUGUACCUGUGUCACCGGAUUCAGACGAAAUGACUUGUGAAAUUUAUUCUUGGUGUCCGCUCGAAUAUGAUCAUCUUCGGACCAAUUACCCCUUCCUGGGAGAAGCGGUAAAUUUUACAGUAUUAAUCAAGAAUAGUAUUGCCUUUCCAAAAUUUAACGUUCGAAGGAGUAACAUAGAUGCCGUUAAAAAUAGCGAAGACUUGAAGCAUUGCAUGUACGAUCCCGUCCACGAUGCUCUAUGUCCAAUUCUUAAACUUGGAACUAUAGUUAAUAGCGCGGAGCAGGAUUUUAAUAAAAUUGCCUAUAAGGUCAAUAACAAGUUACAUCGGGAUCUUAUUAAGGCUUAUGGAAUUAGAUUUGUUUUUAUAAUUGUUGGUCGGGCCGGGAGAUUCUCUGUUGUUCCACUGCUUCUGAAUAUUGGUUCCGGGCUUGCCUUGUUGGCCAUUGCAUCUGUAAUAUCGGAUGUUGUGAUCCUAUAUGUAUUGAAAAGACGACAAUAUUAUAGAUCUAAAAAAUAUCAAACGGUGUCUCCAUUUGAUGAUGACAGUCCGUUAUUACAAGAGGACGUGGAAUAA
Trichoplax adhaerens is the source of this 1032-nucleotide messenger RNA. RefSeq lists its product as uncharacterized. The coding region runs from base 1 to 1032 and encodes 343 amino acids. The transcript has 10 exons. Gene Ontology annotation, cellular component: nuclear inner membrane. Gene Ontology annotation, molecular function: extracellularly ATP-gated monoatomic cation channel activity. NCBI's taxonomy places the organism in Eukaryota, Metazoa, Placozoa, Uniplacotomia, Trichoplacea, Trichoplacidae. The record is from RefSeq and is a predicted model, not a curated record.